AUGGAAUUAGUCUUUAAUCUGAACAAGUUAUUUGCUCUUAAGGACCUUGGCAAUAUUGACUACUUUCUUGGAGUUCAACUUCACCAACUUGAUCAAGGUCUUCACUUGUGUCAGACAAAAUAUAUAUUGGAUCUUCUUACUUAUGCAAAGAUGGAAUUUGCUAACUCUUUGCCUACACGGAUGGCUAGUGGUGAAAAGCUCUAUCUCCAAGAUGGUGAUCCAAUGGAAGAUCCUUUACUCUAUAGGAGUGUUGUAGGGGCUUUGCAGUAUGUGACGGUUACAAGGCCUGAAAUUCCAUAUGUAGUCAACAGAGUCUCACAGUUUAUGCAAACUCCUUUAGACACUCAUUGGAAAGUUGUAAAGAAGGUGCUUCGAUACUUAAAAGGUACUCUAGACUAUGGCUUAACUUUCUACAACUCUCCACAACUUCGUCUUACAUCUUUCUCAGAUGCUGAUUGGGUGUCUGACCCUGAUGACAGACGGUCAACAUCUAGUUUUUGUGUAUAUCUGGGAGGAAAUCUCAUUUCAUGGGCAUCUAAGAAACAAAGAACUAUCUCCCGUUCCAGUACAAAGGCAGAGUAUAGAAGCUUAGCUCAUGCCACUGCUGAGCUUAUGUGGAUUCAGUCUCUCCUUCAAGAAAUUGGUGUUUUAACACAACACCUUCCUACUAUCUGGUGUGACAAUCACUCAUGUCUCAGAAUCCGGUCCUACACUCUAGAACAAAGCAUAUCGAAUUAG
Humulus lupulus (European hop) is the source of this 738-nucleotide messenger RNA. RefSeq names its product secreted RxLR effector protein 161-like. The transcript has a single exon. The coding region runs from base 1 to 738 and encodes 245 amino acids. The record is from RefSeq and is a predicted model, not a curated record. NCBI's taxonomy places the organism in Eukaryota, Viridiplantae, Streptophyta, Magnoliopsida, Rosales, Cannabaceae.